Molecule: messenger RNA, 1488 nt
Organism: Bufo gargarizans (Asiatic toad)
Lineage: Eukaryota; Metazoa; Chordata; Amphibia; Anura; Bufonidae
Gene: SLC35D2
Product: solute carrier family 35 member D2
Exons: 14
Coding region: 53-1129 (358 amino acids)
Cellular component (GO): Golgi apparatus
Molecular function (GO): antiporter activity; GDP-fucose transmembrane transporter activity
Source: RefSeq, a predicted model, not a curated record
UUGUUCUGGAUCCAGCGGACAUCAAGCCGACUCUAGCAACACCCUGGAUAAGAUGACUCCAGCCAUGAUGUUUCACCGUCCAGAUAUACUGUCUGCAAUGUUCCAACUGCAAUACCUUGCGUGGUCCUGGAGGUGGCAGCUCGGCGUCCCACAUGAUCAGAGGAAGUCAGUCUCAGGAUGUGCUGUCAUGGAGACUUCUAGGAAACCGGAUUACGUGUUUCCAUCUUCAACAUUUCUUGGAGUGGGCCAGAUGGGAUUCACACUUCUUAUAUUGUACAUAGGAAAGGUUAAAGGAAUAAUCACAUUCCCAGAUUUUAACAGAGAGAUCCCGAAAAAGUUAUUUCCUUUACCUUUAUUAUACAUUGGUAAUCAUUUAACAGGAUUAUCAAGCACACAGAAACUAAGCUUGCCGAUGUUUACCGUUCUUCGGAAAUUUUCCAUUUUGUUUACACUCCUCCUUGAAAUAAUCAUUUUAAGGAAACGAUAUUCAUUAUCUGUUACACUGAGUAUAUUAGCAAUUGUAAUUGGAGCUUUCAUAGCAGCAAGUUUUGAUCUUUCUUUUAAUUUGGAAGGAUACAUCAUUGUGCUGUUGAAUGACCUAUUCACAGCGGCCUAUGGGGUUUAUACUAAAGAAAAAAUUAAUCCCAAGGAAUUGGGAAAAUAUGGUGUCCUUUUUUAUAAUGCUGCUUUCAUGAUUUUACCUACAUUGCUUUACACUAUAUGGACUGGGGAAUUUGAAAUGGUUAUACAUUUUAGCAAGUGGACAAAUAUUUAUUUUGCUUUCCAAUUUCUCCUUGCCUGCAUGAUGGGAUUUAUUCUACUUUAUGCGAUAGUACUCUGCAGUUACCACAAUUCAGCACUUACAACUACAGUCGUUGGUGCCCUCAAGAAUGUAUCAAUUGCCUACAUUGGAAUUUUUAUUGGAGGAGAUUAUAUCUUUUCUUGGCUAAACUUCAUAGGUUUAAAUAUUUGCAUGGCAGGUGGAGCAGCAUAUUCUUUUAUAACAUUUUGGGAAGCCCCAUCAUCAGAAGAUAAGCAUCCAAAUCUGUAUAGCUGGGAAGAACAAAAGACUGCUUUGUCACAAGUCAUCAAAACAGACCAACUUAUCGAAUCCAAAGCCAUAUAUUGAAUAAAACAUUAUUUAAAACACUUCAAGGGUUCAUGAUUUUGGAAAAUCCAACAGCUCUCUGAAAUAGCAAUGAAGAUGUUGGAUAUAUGAAAUGUAUUAUAGGAUGCAUAGUGAAGAAGACUUACUUUCUACGCAGUGCUCACACACUGGUAAUGGUAAUGUAUUCAAGAAGUUUAAAGGAACACUAUAAAUCUGACAAGAGAGCUUCUAAGAUCAUUAACUCAUGGGUAACUAGCUCUGGAGGUUCUCAGAACUUGAGAAAUGUAAGAGAAGAUGCGAUCAUGGAAACGGGCAUGUUUCAGGACUGCAAUUUUUAUUGAAAACCACUAGACCAGAGAUAAUAAAUUAUUCUUAGUAAA